Leptomonas pyrrhocoris is the source of this 1139-nucleotide messenger RNA. RefSeq lists its product as hypothetical. The record is from RefSeq and is a predicted model, not a curated record. Gene Ontology annotation, cellular component: mitochondrion. The coding region runs from base 462 to 1139 and encodes 225 amino acids. NCBI's taxonomy places the organism in Eukaryota, Euglenozoa, Kinetoplastea, Trypanosomatida, Trypanosomatidae. The transcript has a single exon.
GCGCGUGCAUUUCAAAAAAGAAGAAAAAUAAUCUGUUGAAGCAGCUGUCGCCCGCAGAGUCAUCGGAAAACGGAAUAGGCGCUUUGGACCUGCUCACUGGGCGGUGUGGUAGCACACACAAUAGGCUUUACCUUUUCACCUUGUAGUUUUUUUUUCCCCAAGUAGGGUGCCGUUAUAUCGCGAUAGCAGUGCGGCUCUUCUGUGCAUCAACGAGCAAGACAUAAGCGUUGCAAGCUCGCUGCUGAAAACGUUCCGGCUUCAUCUGUCCACAUUCACGGAUCCACCGUAAGCCAAACACACACACAAAAAAAGGGAGAGGAAGUACGUAGGAUAAGUUGUAGCAUCCCCCGUGAUUCGACGGGAUCUUUUUCUCGUUCUAUCUGCGCUUUAUCGGUUUACUUUGUUUUCUCCUGUUUUUUUUCUUCUAUUUUUCUGCUUGUUACUAUUUUUUUUUCUAGACAAUGACGGAGUAUCUCAAUGAUCUGGCCACAGCGAAGCCCGGCGACGCAAUGCCGCCGAUCAACCUGGGACCCUAUGACAACCCGCUGCUGUGGAACAAGCUGGACCCCUACGGUGCCGAUCGUGGACAUCAACGCCGUCCCAUGACGGUGUCCCGCGACUUCAUGGAGCUGAACCAAAUCCCGAUUAUCUACCGCGACCAGUGUGUGCACCGCUGGAUUCCGUUUAAUCGAUGCAUGCGCAACCUGAAGCCCGUGACGUGGGGCACGGCGAACUGCCACGAGUUCGAGGAGGCGUGGAUGGUGUGCCGGGCCCACGAGACGUACAGGCUGCAGCUCCUCAAGAGUAAGUUCAUGGAGUUGACGAAGGACUACACCGCCGAGGACAAAAAGUUUUUUCCUAGCAUUCUGUACCUGGGCAUCCCCUACUACAUGCCGUCCUACUACUGGAGCCUCGCGACCUCGCAGCGACUUAGCGGGUGGGAUGAGAAGGACCCGGCGAACCCGGUGAUGUGGCGCGAGCCCAACCGCUCUCUCAUGCGCGCUGAGUUCUCGCCGACGAACUGGGAGAAGGGUUCGAUGACGAGCGCGUUCGGCCACAAGAUCAUCCCGGACGAGAUUGUGCACGAUAUGGUUCCCGGGUUCCCGCUGACAGAGGACAAGCGCCCCGUUUCCGUGUAA